Molecule: messenger RNA, 3098 nt
Organism: Labrus bergylta (ballan wrasse)
Lineage: Eukaryota; Metazoa; Chordata; Actinopteri; Labriformes; Labridae
Source: RefSeq, a predicted model, not a curated record
GCAGCUCAGGGAACUCUAGACAUCAGUGUGAAGCCUCAGCUCCAAUUGGAGGACACGCACUGUGCAUCAUCUCUCCCUCAGCACAUCCAUCCCGUCUGUGGCUCGUUGGAAUAACAAACAUUCCCCCCAAAAGAGGUUCGAGAGCGGAUAAGCAGACCAGGAGAGAGGUGAUGGAUGAGAGAAAGACCAGGAGAGAGGUGAUGGAUGAGAGAAUACCGCAUUUACAGGAGAGGCAGUUCAUGGAGCACGCCGAUUUCUUGGGGGUGGAUUAUCCCUCCCUGUACAUGUGCAAAUCCAAAAGAGGAAUAAAGCGAGAGGAUGGUGGGAAGCAGGACGCGUACAAGUUACCUCACCGGUUGAUAGAGAAGAAAAGAAGAGACAGAAUCAACGAAUGUAUCGGCCAGCUGAAGGAUUUAUUACCCGAACAUCUGAAGCUGUCGACUCUGGGGCAUUUAGAGAAAGCCGUGGUCCUGGAGUUAACACUGAAACAUCUGAACGCACUGACUGCUGUCACCGAGCAGCAGCACCAGAAGAUCAUCGCUCUGCAGAACGGGGACCGGUCGUUAAAAUCCUCCAUCCACGCAGACCUGGACGCGUUCCACUCCGGGUUCCAGACCUGUGCCAAAGAGGUCCUGCAGUACCUGAGUCAGUUUGAGAACUGGGCGACGCGGGAGCAGAGGUGCGCGCAGCUCAUCGGUCACCUCCACACGGCGCUGGCUCAGUUCCAUCCCGGUGCGCCGCCGCCGCCGCCGCCGCUGCCGCUCCAGCAGCACCAGACCCCCGCGGGGGGGGACUCACAGAGCGGGCAGAGGGCAGACAACAACAGCCAAGCGAACUGCGUCCCGGUCAUCCAGAGGACCCAGGUGGGGGGGGAGCUUAACGAGAAUGACACGGACACGGACAGUGGAUACGGGGGCGAGGCGGAAAAGAGCGAGGCGAAAGACAAAGAGUGUGAGCAGCGCGACAAGGCGCAGCAGCAGCAGCAGCAGCAGGGACACAAAGCUGUGAAAAUCAAGCAGGAGUUUGGAGAUGACCGCGCUGCCAAGAAACCAAAGAUGAACUGGAGUGGGAGCGGGGUGGGCGGCGCUGACCUCACCAGACCAGACCUGGCGUUUAUGAACUCUCUAAUGGGAAUAAGCAGUAUGGGACAGCAGACGCCUAUUUGCAUGCCUUUCUACUUCAUCAACCCCUCUGCCGCGGCGUCCUACAUGCCUUUUUUAGACAAGAACAACAUUGAGAAGUACAUGUACCCCGCGGCCGCCGCUCUCGGGUCUCCUUUCCCCUGGCUGUACCCCGCACACGCUGCCGCCGCCGCCGCUGCCGCUGCCGCGUUCCCCGGCCUGUCUGCACACUUUGGAGCCUCCUCUCAGUCCAAGGACUCCCAGAGUCCAGACAGCGACGAGUCACGGGAGGAUGAGACGGACUCACCUGAGGAGGACGACGGGGAGGGUGACGUAGCUGAUCUGUCUCUGGAGAGCAACAACAGUCCGCAGGAUCAGCUGUCUGCGUGUCCAACGAGCUAAAGUGUGUUUUACCUUUCCGUGCAUUCUGCUGAGGUGUUUAUUUUUUAAAUUAGGUUUAAAGGAGGACUCACUGAGGGGUCUCUCAUGUACAAAAAGCGUGUGCGUAAAGGGGACAGUUGUGACGUGCCUUUUGCACUUAUUCUAGUUUAAUCAAGCUAAAUAAUUAUCGACAAUGAUUGACAUGAACUCACAGCUGUGUUGAGCUGAGGGGUUUGGGUUUUUUUAAUCGUCUUUGAUAAAAAAAAAAUAUUUUGAAUUGGCAGCAAUUGGUGCCAAAAACUUUUGAGAACAUCAUCAGUUCUCCAAUCAGCGAGCCUCUUUUGGAUGUAUGACGUUGCAAACUGACCUCUGCCAAGGUUAAGUUAGAGCCCGACUUAACUCUGACUGUAAAUACAGGCUGGUUCAUGAACAUGCAAAACGUGCACUAACUGGGCCUGUUAACAAGUGCAACAAUCCACAGUACCUCAUCCCCCAUUGGGAGGCACUUUGUCCCUCCUGAGAAGAAUUGAAUAGUUCCCCCCCUUCCAGAAAACACAAACACGCCUGAAAAAGAAAUACAAAAAUCAGACACUUUAGCAAUUACACAUUUAUAACAAGAGAUGAUAGGAGAGACACUUUGUUGACGCCUGAGUUGACUCUGGUUCCCUUUAGCCUACUGGUUUGGUCUUGUGAGGCAGGAAUCACUGAAGUCCUGCAGAGUAAUGGAAAGGAAGAAAAGAGGGCUGCAGCUCAGAGGUGAAGGGACCUGUGACUCCUGUACCUCCGGGAUGAAGCGUUGUAGGAUAGCACCUUAUACAUCUUUAAUAUUGAAUGUACCUGUCAUUUCCCAGCUGUUGAAGUUUGUACAUGUAGGACGAUCUUUACUCUUGAGACGUAAAGUGCACUUUUUCUGUCUCCCUCCCCUCCCCCACACCGUUACCAUUUAAUUUGUAAGAAGUCAAUCACUGGAGUUCUGGUUGAACCUUUUUUACUAUGUUGAGUUAAAUAAAAUGAUGAUUCCAUUUCAACAGAGCGCAGAGAUACAACAUUUUCUAAGUAAAAGCCCACUGCUUGUUUCCAGCUCUUAAAAAGUAAAAGGAAAUAGAUUUGAGAUUGUCAGACUAUCCACCUAUCUGUGUUGUGUAAACCCCUCACUUCUUUACUUUGGAAAAGGUGGGAACCACAAGUUCUGAAUAUUGUUGUUUUAGGACUUCUGACUUUUUUGUCUCGGCCUAUUUUUUUUUUUCCUCCAAGAGAUUAAUUCCUGCAAGUGUUGUGUUUUUCAGCUUCCACAUGUGACUGACUAAACAGAAGAUUUUCAUUGUAUUUUGCAUACAUGACAUUGCUUUAGUAAAACUAUUCUGCUGAUUUUUUUGCCUCAAAUCUGUUCUAUGAAGUGGCAUGUGCAUCUGUAAAUACGUUUUUUUUGUGAAUAUACCAUGAAGUAUACAUGUCUAUUUCAGUGUUGUAGAAGUCUAUGGAUUUUUUUAAAGAAAAGAUUUAACUGAGCAACUGUUGCACAUUUCAUUAAUGCGUUACACAUGCUGUUCUAAAUUAUUGCUGAUGAGUUGAAAAAUAAAUAUCAAAACAAACUUU